AUGUCGCAAGCUGGAGCUCGACUUCUUGCCCACAGCAAAUGCCAUCAAGUCCACUCGAGAGGUGCUCGGCCCCCCUUUUACGACCGCAACGUCGACAUUGUCAUCCCUCGUCUCGAAGGCAAAAAUGACGUUUGCCGUUGCGAUGUUUUUCGUCCGAAGGACACAGAAGAAGGAAAAAAGUAUCCUGUCCUCAUUACAUCUGGUCCUUACGGAAAGGACAUUGCCUAUUCUGACUUCUAUCCAGAGUCCUUUGAAGAGCUGCCCGACGAACAGAAGUCGGUGCUUUCCUCGUGGGAGGUGCCUGAGCCUACCUUCUGGACCCUUCAUGGCUUCAUCGUUGUUCGUGUAGAUGAGCAGGGCACAGGUCAGUCUCCAGGCUUCCUCGACACCAUGUCCGACCAGACAGCUAACAACUUCUUCCACUCGAUCGAAUGGGCUGCGUCCCAGUCGUGGUCCUCUGGCAAGGUUGGUCUACUCGGUAUCUCGUACUACGCCGGAAGUCAGUGGCGAGUGGCGGCUCGUAAGCCCAAGGGCCUUGCUGCGAUGAUUCCGUGGGAAGGUAUGUCAGAUUAUUAUCGCGACCGCGUCCGCAAGGGCGGUAUCUAUGGUGACGGUUUCGUCACUAUGUGGCAAAACUACCAGAUCAAUUCGAAUCAGUACGGUCGUGCUGCUGCACCACCUCCCAAAAAGACUUGGGGACCCGGUCGAAAUACCAAAGUCCCUAGCAUCGAGGGUAUCCUCACUCCCGAACAGCUUAAGGAGAAUCGCACUGAUCAGACCGUGGACAACGCCGAGAAUUUUUACCUCGACCAGGAGUACUACUCUAUGCGAGAAUUGGACCUUGCCGAUAUUGAGACACCUAUGCUCAGCGUCGGCAAUUGGGGCGGUAUCGCACUCCAUCUUCGAGGCAACGUAGCAGGAUACCUCGGAGCAGCAUCCAAAAACAAGUGGCUUUGGCUCAUCACUGGUCGUCACGAUCUUCCUUUCUACCUGCCCGAGCGUGUUGAACUGCAAAAAUCCUUCCUCAACGCCUUCCUUCACGGCAAAGACGAUCGCGGCUGGCUCAAGGGUCCCAACGCCGAACAAGGUGUUCCAGCAGUCAGCUACGCUGUUCGCAAAGGUUCUCCCAAGUUCAACUCGAUCGACGGUGAUCGCUCCUUCCCCGAAAAGAGCACUACUGCCUGGCCCUUGCCCAAUACUGAAUACACACCCUUCUUCCUCUCUGCCGAUCACCAGCUCAAGAGGGACCACCAACAAGCGGCAAAAGCGCUCAAUGGUGUCGCUGGUGUGGAGGGUGAUAAAUCAAACCUGGCAGAACAGGUGUGUUACAAGGGCUUUGAUGGUGAGAGUGUCAAGUUCGAUCACAAGGUCGAGGAUUGCGAGCUCGAGAUCACUGGUCACCCUCACCUUCGUCUCCUCAUGAGCGUCACUGCCGAUCCUCAAGCAGAAUCGAUUCCAAGUGAAGCUGACAUAUUUGUCACACUUCGACACCUCGAUGCGGAAGGCAAAGAAAUCUACUACACUGGCACUGCAGGUGACCCAUGCCCUAUCGUGAAGGGCUGGCUCCGCGCAUCAGUUCGCAAAGUGGACCAAGCCAAGAGCACUGAGCUCGUACCGCAUCGCAACUACCUCAGCACCGAAGUGGCGCCCAUCGAAGCAGGCAAAGUGUACGCGAUGGAUGUCGAGAUCUGGCCCACCAACGUCGUCAUCCCUGUCGGACACACUUUGCAGCUCGAGACUGGCCCACAAGACCAGCAGGGUGGCGGUGUCUUUACUCACACUCACCCUAAGGAUCGAGUAAAGGAGAAGCUUGCUGGAGUCAACACCAUCCACACGGGCGCAGUCCCGGCGGAUGAAGUUGACACUCUCGGAAUCAGCAAGAAGACACCCGUGCUAGGCAGUGAAGUGCUUGCCAGCUGUCUUGUUCUUCCAAUCAUUCAGUAA
Molecule: messenger RNA, 1944 nt
Organism: Mycosarcoma maydis (corn smut)
Lineage: Eukaryota; Fungi; Basidiomycota; Ustilaginomycetes; Ustilaginales
Exons: 2
Coding region: 1-1944 (647 amino acids)
Molecular function (GO): dipeptidyl-peptidase activity
Source: RefSeq, a predicted model, not a curated record